AUGUCUUCUGAAAUAAUUGCACGAUAUUGCGAUAAAAUUGGACAACAAUCACAAGAUGUUUCAACUGAAGAAUUGAAACUAUUGUCCGACUGCAUUAUUCAAGAAUUAAAUAAAUUAAAACAAGAAACAAACAACGACUCCUUUAUCGGUGUCAUACAUGAAAUACUUGCUAGGAUGACAAUCACAGAUACUAUAGAGUUAGUUAAUAUAUUUGCAUUUGAUCUUGAAUUACUGACUCUAUUCCGUGAUACAUUAACGAGUUUAUUUAACAAAUGUAAUAACAACGAAAAUUUAAAUGAACAAGAAACAAUUGUAUUCAAAGACAUAAUUUCCAUAUUUUUAUCUAUGAUAAAUAGAGUUAAUAAUACAAAUGUCGAUAUUCUUCGAACAUUAAUUUUAAAUGAAGUUUUGAUAAAAUCAAUUAAAUUAUAUAUCGAUAAUAUAGAUAAACAUUUAAAUGAUCCGAAUUUAUUUGCAUUUGAUAUUCUCAUUCGUGGAUUUGAAACAUUAAUGGAAAAACGAAAAGAAUUACAAGAUGAUUCAACGGUAUUAAUUUUAUUAGCUGCAAUUGUAAAAUGUAUUUGUUCUACUUGUUAUAUUGAUAUAUUUAAACAAUUUCAGUUAGACAAGACAGAAUUGAGUAUGAAAGAACACUUUUUAUUAUUAACGUGUCCACAUUAUAUUGUUUAUGGCUAUGAUGGGAAACAUAUAGAAGAAGUACAAAUUGAACUAUGUCACACAAUGUUAAAUCGUUAUUUAGAAAUAUUAGAACAAUUUAUACCGUUGAUAAAACAAUGGAGUAAUGAUUUAAUAAUUCAGGUAAUGAGUUAUUUAACUGGUAUUUUACAAUAUACGUCUAUCCGUGAAUUACAACAAAAAUAUCUCAAUGUACAUCUGAAACUAAUCGAUGCUAUUAUCGUUAUUUUAAAUGCACCAAAUUUAUUAGACAAAUUAGUAGAAGGUACCACCGAUAGUAUGAGCUGUUUGAUAUUUACUGCUAUAACUUAUUUAUACGGUUUAAUAUUUCAUCCAACUUUUGCAACUGUUAUCAAAGAAAAACAGUUAACAUCAACCUUUGUAAAACUAGCAGAGAUUAGUAAUGAUGAACAUAUACAAAUUCAUACUUAUCGUAUUUUAGCAAUGAUUAUGAAUGAAAAUGAUAUUAAAACAUUGGCAAAUCCAGCGAAGAUAACAGAAGUAUUUAUUAAUUUUAUAAAAUGUCUUGCAGACAAUGCAGUGCGUAAAAGGGUACUACAAAAUACAUUGAUAAGUUUGAAAAAUCUUGUACAACAUGAUCAAAUCAAAGAUGAACUUGUAAAACAAGGCGCUAUACCAUUACUAAUACAAUGUGCAACAGAAACUAAAGAUGAUCCUAUCAAUAUUCAACAAUAUGCUUUGGAAAUAUUAUGGGCAUUAACAUUCAAUGAACAAGCACCUAACAUACUAAAAAAUGAUCAAAAUUUUAUGACGCAUAUCAGAUCUCUUCAAUCAUGCAGUGAAAGAGGCGUUGCAAAGGCAGCUGAGGGUCUAAUUUGGAAAUUAGAAAAAGAAGCAGAAUAUAUAAUGACCAAAAAAGAACAAGAAGAAAUGAUAGAAACAGAGUUGAGUAGGUCUUUUAUGCGCUUCAGAUUCAAACGAGUCGCUAAACCUACAAUAAAAAUAGAGCCUACGAAUGAUGCCCAUAAAUAUGAUGUUAUGAUAAGUUAUUCACAUUCUGACAAAGAUGUAUGUUAUCAGAUACAAGAACGUUUAGUUAAAGAUAACUUUCGUGUAUGGCUUGAUCGUGAUAAUCUUUACGGUUCACAAAUGCAAGAAAUGGCCGAUGCAAUUGAAAAUUCAAGAUUUGUCUUUAUUUGUAUGUCUGAUACAUAUAAACAAAGUGUGUAUUGUCAAUCAGAAGCACACUAUGCUUACGAAAGACGGUGUCAACUAAUACCAUUAAAAGUUACGAAGAAUUAUCGACCAGAUGGUUGGUUAGGCCUGAUUAUCAGUGGUAAAGUAUAUGUGGAUUUUUCUAAGACUGACUUUGAUAUGGCUUAUCAAAAAUUACUCACAGAAAUUAAUCGUUAUCAAGGUCAAACAAAAAUAUCAAAACAAGAUGCUCUACAAGAGCACAUGGUUACACAAGACAACAAACGAGACAAAAUUGUCACGCCAAUUUUAGUAGCAAGUGAUGAGAAAACUUCUAUUUAUGUCACCAAAACCGAUAUUGAAUUAUGGACGAAAGAUGAUGUUCUAGAUUUUUUGAAUGCUAUGGAAUUACAGACAAUGAUGCCACUUUGUAAAACGAUGGAUGGCAAACGAUUAUAUAAAAUGUACAAAAUGUGUGAAUCAAAUUCAGAUAUGAUGUUUCAACAAUUAAAAUCAGAAUUAUUCGAAGAACAAAAUAAAACAUUACCACUUCGAAUUUAUCUUCAAUUUUUGGAUGAAAUCAAAAAAUAUUUACCAAUUUCAUCAAACAUAACAUCGUCUAAUUAUCAAUCAGUUACUUGCAGUGUAAUUUGA
Didymodactylos carnosus is the source of this 2505-nucleotide messenger RNA. The record is from the annotation of a GenBank genome assembly. Lineage: Eukaryota; Metazoa; Rotifera; Eurotatoria; Philodinida; Philodinidae.